GCAGCAGCCGCCUCCUUUGCUGCCUCCUCCCCACCCGCACGCCCUCCCCUUCCUUUCCCACAUUCUCUCACUCCCCCCCCCCCACACUGCAAGCUCUCUCUGUCUCCCCCACCGCGCUUCCUUCCUUUCUGGUCUCGCUUCUCGCCUUCCACACACGCUGCCUUUGGGUUCCCGCACACACCCUGCAACAACACCCCCCACCCCACCCCAAAUGCUAGCCUCAGCAGCACCGUAGGAGACGCACAAGGGGACAAGACCCCCGCCAGCACCCCCUCAUCCAUCGAGGCGAGCUAUCCAAGAACCAGGCGUGAGGGGGGGGCGAGUGGUAACCCUGAACCCCGGAAUAUCUGAUGUGCUACAGACCUUUGCCAGCUAGUUGCUUGUGUCAAGAAAGGGAUGGAUUGCCUGUGCAUAGUCACUACCAAGAAAUAUCGUUACCAAGAUGAAGACAGCCCCCCGCUGGAGCACAGCCCCGCCCACCUCCCCAACCAGGUAAAGGCCCCCGAACUGGUCCACGUGGCGGAGAAGAACCUAUCCCAGAUCGAGAGCGUCCACGGCUACGUGUCCCACUCGCACAUCUCCCCCAUGAAGGCCAAUUCCCCACCGGUGAUCGUGAACACAGAUACCUUAGAAGCACCAGCUUAUGUAAAUGGAACAGAAGGCGAAAUGGAGUACGAGGAGAUAACUCUAGAACGGGGUAACUCCGGUUUGGGGUUCAGUAUCGCUGGAGGCACCGACAACCCCCACGUUGGGGAUGACCCCAGUAUCUUCAUCACAAAGAUCAUUCCUGGCGGGGCAGCGGCACAAGACGGAAGACUAAGGGUGAACGACAGCAUCCUCUUUGUCAAUGAUGUGGACGUGCGGGAAGUGACGCAUAGCACGGCCGUGGAGGCGCUGAAGGAGGCCGGCUCCAUCGUGCGCCUUUACGUCAUGCGCAGGAAGCCCCUCGCCGAGAAGGUGAUGGAGAUCAAGCUGAUCAAAGGCCCCAAAGGGCUGGGCUUCAGCAUUGCAGGCGGCGUCGGGAACCAGCACAUUCCUGGAGACAACAGCAUCUACGUCACCAAAAUCAUUGAGGGCGGGGCAGCCCACAAGGACGGGCGCCUGCAGAUCGGGGACAAGAUCUUGGCGGUCAAUAACGUCAGCUUGGAAGAUGUUAUGCACGAAGAUGCCGUGGCUGCCCUGAAGAACACGUAUGACGUUGUCUACCUGAAGGUGGCCAAGCCCACGAAUGUGUACCUGAACGAUUCUUACGCCCCACCCGACAUCACUUCCUCCUACUCCCAACAUCUGGACAAUGAGAUUGGUCACCAGAGUUACCUGGGUACUGACUACCCACAAGCCAUGACCCCCACCUCCCCUCGGAGGUAUUCCCCCAUCCCUAAGGAGCUGAUGGGCGAGGAAGAUAUUCCCAGGGAACCGCGCCGUAUUGUCAUCCACCGUGGCUCAACGGGGCUGGGCUUCAACAUUGUGGGGGGUGAGGACGGCGAGGGGAUCUUCAUCUCCUUCAUCUUGGCCGGGGGGCCAGCCGACCUCAGCGGGGAGCUCCGGAAAGGGGAUCAGAUCCUCUCGGUCAAUGGUGUGGAUCUCAGGAAUGCUACUCACGAGCAGGCAGCCAUUGCUCUGAAGAAUGCUGGGCAGACGGUCACCAUCUUCGCUCAGUACAAGCCAGACGAAUACAGCCGCUUUGAGGCCAAGAUCCAUGAUCUCCGGGAGCAGCUGAUGAACAGCAGUUUGGGCUCAGGGACCGCGUCGCUGCGGAGCAACCCCAAGCGGGGUUUCUACAUCCGGGCGCUCUUUGACUACGACAAGACGAAGGACUGCGGAUUCCUGAGUCAGGCCCUGAGCUUCCAUUUUGGAGACGUCCUGCACGUGAUUGACGCUUCCGAUGAGGAAUGGUGGCAGGCGCGGCGCGUCCAUCCGGACAGUGACAGUGACGAAAUUGGGUUCAUCCCCAGCAAGAGACGGGUCGAGCGGCGAGAGUGGACACGGCUAAAAGCAAAGGACCGGGUGCCAGGAUCGGGCUCUCAAGGUCGAGAAGAUGCUGUCUUGAGUUACGAAACCGUCGUACAAAUGGAAGUUCAUUACGCUCGCCCCAUCAUCAUCCUGGGUCCUACGAAGGAUCGAGUCAACGACGACCUCCUCUCGGAGUUCCCCGACAAAUUCGGCUCCUGCGUCCCACACACCACGCGGCCGAAGCGGGAGUAUGAGGUGGACGGCCGAGACUACCAUUUUGUGGCCUCGCGCGAGAAGAUGGAGAAGGACAUUCAGAGCCACAAGUUCAUCGAGGCCGGCCAGUACAACAGCCACCUCUACGGGACGAGCGUUCAGUCUGUGCGCGAGGUGGCUGAGCAGGGCAAGCACUGCAUUUUAGACGUGUCGGCCAAUGCAGUGCGCAGGCUUCAGGCGGCACAGCUGCACCCCAUCGCCGUCUUCAUCCGGCCUCGCUCCUUGGAGAACGUGCUAGAAAUUAACAAGCGGAUAACGGAGGAGCAGGCGCGGAAAGCCUUCGACAGAGCCACAAAGCUGGAGCAGGAGUUCACGGAGUGCUUCUCGGCCAUCGUAGAAGGAGACAGCUUUGAAGAAAUCUACCACAAGAUCAAAAGAAUCAUCGAAGAGCUCUCUGGUCCGUACAUCUGGAUCCCAGCUCGUGAGAGACUUUAGGAGCUAUGAACUGAUUUUUCCAGAAGGGAUCGCGAACAUAACGACAGCGGAGCAGCCUCCAGCGAGUGGGGGCCGACUCUGUCUCUUGCCACUGAACUUAGCUGUUUGGUUAAUAUUUUGGGGGUGGGCGGGGACGUCUUGGGAUGGGCUUCUUUUGUUUCUUCCUUUUAUUCUUUAAUAUUCUCAUUUUUCUUUCUUUCUUUUUUUCUUCUUGCGUGAUCCGGCCGCCCCGCUCCAAACCUGGUUCGAAACGCUCCCGUUUAAUUUCUGCAGCAAAAGGGGUUUCCCCAUCCUCAACAGCGCUAGGGCAUGCAUGCUGUCAUUUGGGGGCAGGUGGUGGCGUGGGGAGCAGGGGGUGCAGGGAGGGCGGGAUUUGUUUCUUAGAUUCGGAUCUCUUUUGUUUUAUGAGCAGCAAAGUGGAUAGAGGGGAGGCACGCACAGAAAACGAAGGCAAGAGAAAGACAGAAGCAAAACCAGGGAGAUAGAGAUAUAUUUUUUAAAAAAGAAACUUUUCUGCAAAGAGAAGCCGCUUUGAUCAGUUUACCUUCUCUGGAAGGGGCUAGGAUGCAAUUUUUUUUAAAGUACCUUGAAACUGGGAUGAGAGUUUGGCCAGGAGUUUAGGGACCCUUUUCAUCUUGUGAUCCUCCUUAGCAGAGAAGGGGUGAGACGGGGAGAUCUCUUUGAAGUGAAAACGACUGUCAGAGAGAAAACUACGAAACAAAUUCUCUGUGCUAUGUUUUGCUUUUCUUAAGUUUGUUUUCCCCUGGGAAGGAAGACUUCGUUCCUUUCCACUCUAUUUUUGGCUGAAGAGUCUUUUAUGAUGGAAACAAGCACAGAUCCAGGACUGAAGAAGCUAAGAUACUUUCUCACUUGCAAGUACGGCCUGUUGACUUUGGGAUAUAUAAUAUAUAUAGAUUAUAUAUAUAUAUAUAUAUACAUAUACAUAUACAUAUACAUAAUUAUUUUUUUCAAUUGAUUUUCUCUCUCUCUUGGUACCCCCCCUCUUAUUUAUUUAUUUUUGUCCUCUACAGUGCAUGGAAAGGGUUACUUGUGGCUUCAAAACUUUUCAUAGAGAGGAGGACAAGCAAAACAAGACAAAAAUAAUUUAACCAAUUUACUGAUCUAGCAAUCUAUAUUUUUCUUUCAGGGGGAAGGGAGGGAGAGGAGAAGAGAAGAUAAAAAAGAAAUAAGAGUCUUUGGUUUUGGUUAUAAUUUUUUUUAAUGUCCUGUGACUAUUUUGGGGGGUCAUAUCAAGUAUUUUGGUGUGACUGUGCGUGACGUAUGGAAUUUAAAAUUACAAAGGAGAACAGUUUUAAGGGGUGGGAGAGCUCUGUCAGAGGGCUGUCUUAGUUUCACAUCUGAAGAUUUUAAUUUCCAAAUCUAACGGAUUCAUUAUUAUUUUUUGUAUAUAACGGGGAGAGAGAAAAAGAGGAUGGACUUGUGGGGGGAUUUGCAGAAAUAACCCCUCACUACCACCACCGCUGCUGCUGGCCCCACGCAAGGCACAAGACCCCCUGCACUGUAGCCCAUCCAGAAGCGUGUGGGGUGGGGGAAGGGCUAUGGGUCAACCAUUCCUACAGGAAGGAAAACAGUUCUUCUGAAGAAGCUAUUUCUGUAGCUGCUGUAGCGUUAAGCAACGUGGACCCUCAGGAUCUAAGCUUCCACUGGGAUGGGUGCCCCCACCAAAAAUAAAUCCAGGCUUCUUGGGGGCCCCCUCCCAUUAUUUUCUGAGUAAAAUGUUAAAGGAAGGGGUUAAAACUAACAUUUCAAAAUGGGGACUGUGGUCUGGAUGCUUCAGCCUAAGGAGAGAGGUUUUCCUUGGGGCUGGUUUUCCCUCCCCCCUCUCCAAAACAAACCCAAGCUUCCAGUCCUCACUGAUUCAGGAAUAAACUUCAGAGGAAGUGGUUAAGCGUGUCUCACUUAUUAAAAGCUGCUGAGAGAGCAUAAACUUGGCCUAGGAAAUUGCUGGAGCUGGCCAGCAAAAGUUUUCUUCCCUUAGCAGCCCCACAUCUUCGAAAGAAGCUCCCAGCUGAGGUGGAGAACCCCCUGCGAGGCUAAAUGGAAGGGGAGUCUGGAGAACGAUGGAGGGAACAGACGAGCACAAAGACCCACACACUUGCAGGGAUGGGCCCCGUGUGGCUGUGCUCCCUCCACGCCCACCCCACCCCCCGCAUCGGCACCUGUGUCGAUGUGCCAGUUCACCUACAGACAGGUGGAUCUGGGGAACCAGGGAAGCAUCUUCCCCAAAGGGAAGGCAAUGAGUCCAGACCUGGCCCCUCGACAUGGCGCCACAGCUCAGUGGGGGCCCGGGCGCCUCCUCCAGAGCCCCUUCUGAAGUGGGUGGGAGAGUGGGGUGCCCACCUUCCUAGGUCCUCUGGGACUGUUGAGAGGGCUAGACAGGACCGGACGCCUGGGUCCCCUCCUUCCCCGCCCCUCGUGACGCUCCACAUUUGGAGGUGCCUCUCGUCACACCGACUUGUCAAGGGCUUUCUCCCAAGAGACAGGAGGACCCCCCCACCCUGCUCCGCCCCAGGAGGCGUGUGUGGGCGCUGGAGAGUUUGCCGAGGGCCCCUUCCUUCCCCCUCCCCAGAGCUUUAUUUAGAACAAAACAACUCCAGGAUGUAAUUGGAGGGGGUUUGUUUCUGUUUCUUGCUGGGGGCCAUGUCAGGUUUGUUGGGGGUGGGGUGGGUGGGUGCAGGGACGGGCGGGGAGAUAUAAGAGAGUAUUUUGCAUAGAGAUAUUAUCGCCUUCGGCAAAGAAUAAUUAAAAACCAACGAAAAAACCCA
Hemicordylus capensis (graceful crag lizard) is the source of this 5447-nucleotide messenger RNA. RefSeq names its product discs large MAGUK scaffold protein 4 (gene DLG4). The record is from RefSeq and is a predicted model, not a curated record. The coding region runs from base 397 to 2661 and encodes 754 amino acids. Gene Ontology annotation, biological process: postsynaptic neurotransmitter receptor diffusion trapping; chemical synaptic transmission; AMPA glutamate receptor clustering. Gene Ontology annotation, cellular component: neuromuscular junction; postsynaptic density membrane; neuron projection. Gene Ontology annotation, molecular function: kinase binding. The transcript is spliced from 21 exons. Lineage: Eukaryota; Metazoa; Chordata; Lepidosauria; Squamata; Cordylidae.